This is a messenger RNA of Xyrauchen texanus (razorback sucker), 4924 nucleotides long. RefSeq names its product collagen, type XV, alpha 1b (gene col15a1b). Gene Ontology annotation, cellular component: basement membrane. The transcript is spliced from 43 exons. Bases 137 to 3982 code for a protein of 1281 amino acids. NCBI's taxonomy places the organism in Eukaryota, Metazoa, Chordata, Actinopteri, Cypriniformes, Catostomidae. The record is from RefSeq and is a predicted model, not a curated record.
UCAGCCAGUCUAAAGUGAGAGACUACAAGAAUCAGUGAGGAGGAGGAGAAGAGAAGUCACGGAGGAGAGAGACUGAGUUGGUCUGGGUGACGACACUGGAAGUGUUCUUCAUAUUCACGUUGUCGCACAAGCUGAAAUGUUGCUACUUCUGAAGAAAAUUACAUUUUGCCUCCUGUUGUGGAUCGCUGGUGCGCAUCUCGCCUUGAGUUACGUCUCAUCAGAGUUUCACGUGAUGGAAGAGCAAGUGUCCAAGGGUCACCUGGUCCUGACUGAGCUAGUCGGCGUUCCUCUUCCUCCUUCUGUGUCUUUUAUCACUGGCUACGAGGGUUUCCCUGCCUACAACUUUGGGCCUGAUGCUAAUGUAGGCAGACUGACUCAGACCUUCAUACCUGAGCCAUUCUUCAGGGACUUUGCCAUUAUUGUCACCCUAAAGCCUGCCAGCUCACUGGGAGGCAUGCUGUUUGCCAUCACUGAUGCCUCCCAGAAGAUUAUUCAUCUGGGCCUGGCCCUGACAACUGUAGAGGACAAGACCCAGAGGAUCGUACUGUAUUACAACGAGCCAGGAGCCAGUGAUACCCAGCAGGUGGCUUCCUUUAAAGUGCCUGACAUGACAGAGCAGUGGAACCACUUCACUCUCACAGUAGAGCAUGAGGAGGUGCGGCUCUAUAUGGACUGUGAGGAGUACCACAGUACCCCCCUGAAGAGGACCCAGCACCCUCUCAGCUUUGAGCCGGGCUCUGGCAUCUUUGUUGCAAAUGCAGGCAGUACUGGUCAGGAGAGAUUUGUGGGCUCUAUCCAGCAACUGGUAAUAAAACCAGACCCCAGGGCGGCUGAAGAACAGUGUGAGGAGGAUGAUCCUGGCGCGUCUGGGGACAGAAGUGGUGAUGGUGAUUUUGAUGAUGAAGAAGACCAAGGCAGACAUGAGGAAAUCGUUGGUGGAACAAACAAGAGAAAACAUAAGAAGACACAUCAACCCACCUCUCCUGUGCGAGCCCCACCCACUGUAUCACCUGAAGUGGAAGAGGAGAACUCCUCCGGACAUGUGAACCCUAUAGACGAAAGGCUACUUCAAGGUACUUUCAAAACAGACGAAAAGAGGGAGCUUGCAGGUGAUAAUUUUGACCAGGGGCAAAAGGGGGAGCGUGGUGCUCCUGGAUCUCCAGGCCUUCCGGGUCCCCCUGGACCUCCUGGACCACCUCUUCCACCCAAACGUUCAGGGCAGCCCGGACAGAGAGGCCCACAAGGUCCAGUGGGUCCACCAGGAGUACCAGGCAGACCAGGGAAAGAUGGACAACCUGGAAGCAAAGGUGAAGAAGGAAAACCAGGACAAAGGGGACCUUCGGGAUUUCCGGGGUUAUCUGGAGAAUCUGGGGUUAAAGGGGAAAAGGGUGAUCCUGGAGAGGGUCGGCCUGGACCACCUGGUCCACCAGGGCCUCCUGGACCACCAGGAUCAUCCAAACCAGUCAGAGUUCCAUAUGGAUUUGAUGCUCUUGGUUCUGGAUUUGGAGAUGCUGACAUUGAUACAGAAAUUUUAAAAGGUCCACCUGGUCCUCCAGGGCCUCCUGGGAAACCUGGCCCCCCUGGUUCUAGCAGCCCAUCAGAAGGUAUGCUGCCCGGACCCCAUGGCUUGCCAGGUGCUCCUGGCAAAGAUGGCAGAGAUGGGCUCGUUGGGAAGCCUGGACUUCCUGGUGUUCCUGGUCAGGAUGGCUCUUUUGGACCGCAGGGACCGAAGGGAGCAAAAGGUGAACAAGGAAUAAGAGGACCUCCUGGACCAAAGGGUGAAAAUGGUGAUUCUGGCCCGAGAGGUUUACCUGGCACUAUAGGCCCUAUGGGACCAAGGGGUGCACCUGGACCACCUGGCCCUCCAGGUCCACCAGGCAGUGGCUUCAUGAUGGACACUUUGAAGGAUUUGGAGGGUUCUGGUGAAAGCGGAUUAUUUCUUGGAGCAGGAAUUUCAAAAGGCCAUGAAGGACCUCCCGGGCUUCCUGGCCCACACGGACCUCAGGGACUUCCUGGUGCUGACGGACCUCCCGGUUUGUCUGUAAAGGGUGAACCAGGAGCUCCAGGACUUGAUGGAAUACCAGGAUUAGCUGGGUUACCAGGAGUUAGGGGACCCAAGGGAGAGAAGGGCAGUACAGGAGAGAAGGGUGAGCGAGGUCGUGAUGGACUGAACAUCACAGGGCCUCCUGGUCCAUCUGGCCCACCUGGACCAAUUAUUAACAUCCAGGAUCUCUUUUCAAAUGAUACAGCAGCCAUAUUCAACCUCACUAAGAUCAGAGGACCCCCAGGUCCUAUGGGCCCUGAGGGCUUGCCUGGCAGAGCAGGAUUUCCUGGACCAAGAGGACCAAAAGGUGACAUUGGUUUUGCUGGUAUUCAGGGACUGAAGGGAGAGAAGGGGGAGCCUGGCGUAUCUAUUGCUGCUGAUGGUUCUCUAAUCACAGGCCUGAGAGGACCCAGAGGACCAAAGGGAAGCAAGGGAGACUGUGGCCCCCCUGGACAGGCCGGGAUUGUGGGACCAAUUGGACCAUCAGGCCAAAAAGGGGGAUAUGGAAUUCCUGGUCGACCGGGUCGGCCUGGAAUGGUUGGAAGGAAAGGGGACAAGGGAGAUGCAAGUGGUCCACCUGGUCCACCUGGACCUCCUGGGCCACCAGGUCGAGUGAUUGGCCUCAAUGGAACAGUUUUUCCAGUCCCUCCCCGACCACACUGCAAAACACCAGUCAACAACAACAAUUCACAACAAGUUGAUAGAAGAGAGUCGCUUGGAUUCAAAGGGGAGAAGGGUGAUGUAGGAAAUCCUGGGUUGCCAGGAACUCCAGUGUCUAUGUUUCCUGAGGGUUAUGUGGUUGCUAAUGGUGAUACUGGCUACAAAGGGCAGAAGGGAGAGAAAGGGGAUCCAGGUCUGCCUGGCUCUCCAGGGCUCCUGGGGAGAACAGGCCUUGUGGGACCCAAGGGUGAUUCUAUUGCUGGUCCUCCUGGGGAGAUUGGAGCCCCAGGCCUGCCAGGACUGCCUGGCUAUGGAAGACCAGGACCACAAGGACCACCAGGACCUCCUGGGCCACCAGGUUCCCCGUCAGUGCAUGGCUCAGCCUCAGCUGUCAGCCUCCCUGGACCUCCAGGUCCUGCUGGACCUCCUGGUGCUCCUGGCCAUAGAAACCCAGUGAGCACAUAUAAAAACAGCCAGACCUUGAUCACUGAGACCCGACAAGCUGCAGAAGGGACUAUGGCAUAUGUCUUAGACAAGAGUGAGUUGUACAUCAGAGUACGAGGGGGCUGGAGGAAAGUUGAGCUGGGAGAGCUAAUCCCAGUUCCUGAAGACAGUUCUUCAUCUGCUUUGUCACAAGGCCUGAGCAGACCAAGUGACCAAAGUAUACCCAGAGUACACAGCCAGGAGUUAAAGAGCUACAUGCCACACUACAAUGUUCUUCCGCACACUGCACACUCAGUGCCUGGGUUGCACCUUGUGGCACUCAAUGCCCCAUUCUCAGGGGACAUGCGUGGAAUCCGAGGGGCGGAUUAUCAGUGUUACCAGCAAGCCCAUGCUAGGGGCCUUACAUCUACGUACAGAGCUUUUCUUUCCUCUCACCUACAAGACCUCUCCACCAUUGUCAAGAAAGGAGACCACUUCAGUUUGCCAGUGGUGAACCUCAAAGGAGAAGUGCUCUUCAGUAACUGGAUGGCUAUGUUCUCUGGCAACGGGGCCAUUUUUGAUCCACUUAUUCCGAUUUACUCCUUUGAUGGUCGAAAUGUCAUGACAGAUCAGGCUUGGCCUCAGAAACUAGUGUGGCACGGCUCGAGUACCAUGGGCAUCCGCAUGAUAACCAACUACUGUGAGGCAUGGCGGACAGGUGACAUGGCAGUAACCGGACUGGUGUCUCUCCUCCAGACUGGCAGACUGCUUGGGCAGCACACACGUAGCUGCUCGAACCACUUCAUUGUGCUUUGCAUUGAGAACAGCUACAUGCAGGACUCCGGAAGGAACUAGAAAUUGGACUUAUACCAUCUACCCUUUUAAACUAAUGUUCCUCUCAUACACUGCAGAUGUAGGAAGCAGCAGUAGCUGGACUGCUGGGGAAAUAUCCAGUCUAACUCUUUUUUGUUUUUUAGAGAGAGAGCUCUUGUGUGAAGUAACACGCCAGAGAAAAUGGCACUGCAAGCAUGUUUCAUAUCUUCUCUGAGCAUGAUGUAAAUAUGUGUAAAUCACCCUCUGGCAUUGUUCAAUCUGUGACCCAAUUGACUUUCAUUCAACUAUUAGAAUACAAAAGAAUACCUCAGUAACACAUGUGUAGAUCUUAUUCCAUUGUACAACUUAACCACAUUACAGUGUGCCUUCACAGAUGGUCUUAUUGCCUCAUCAUGACUAAUAUAGUGGGUUUUUAUGUGUAAUCCAUUAACUACAGAUAUUAAAUUACAAACUUUGAUAGUUACAAGCUCUUUUUAAUCCAUUUAAAUCUGUAAAUGUUUAGAUAUCAGUAUUUGGAUAUAUUCAAACAAUGGAUUUAUUUUGUUGGCCCAGAAAAGCAGAAAGUUAAAAUUUGUGUUAAAAACAUGGUAGGGGAUGGGUGUUUGUCAGUUUUGGUUUGUUUUUCAUGCCCAUGAUGGCUCUUGUCUGUGAACUUGCCAUCAAAGUAUUUAAAGGGAAAGUUCACCCAAAAAUUAAAAUUCUCUGGUCAUUUACUCACACUCAUGCCAUCCCAGAUGUGUAUGUCUUUCUUUCAUUUGCAGAACACUAAUGAAGAUUUUUAGAAGAAUAUCUGAGCACUGUUGGUCCAUACAAUGGAAGUGAAUGCUGACCUGAAAUCUGAACACAGAUUUCUGUGGCAUUUUUAGGGAGACUAUCAUAAAUUAGGGGAAAAGUAUGGUUUUGCUCUUUUAAAAGUAUGUGACAAUGACUGAGAGAAUCCCCCCUUUGCACAGUUGGUGCUCA